CUUCUGUCUUCUCAGUAACUCCUCGGGCUGGGUUUAUCUGACUUAGGACUUUUUCCAUAACCAAGGGCUUUUAUUAGAUCUGCUGAGCCCAUUGGGCUUGUUGUAGUUUGCUCCAGCUCGAUAUCAAAGGUCAUUGUUUUUACACACGAAUCCCAUCGGCGUGAGAACCAGAGCAGCCACUCCCUGACUCCCAUUUAUAACCUCUCGUUUGAAUCCUGUCUAAACCCUAAGUUAUUAAAUUCUGGUUUCUCAAUAAGUACUAUCUCCGAGUAGGUAAAAAUUAAAAUGGCUUACCGAAGUCUAUAACUUAAACACCUGAAACUUGAAAAGCUACCAUUUUUCAUGCAAGCAUAAUCCGAUGCACUCAAGGCAUGCUGCAUUGGUCCGCUUGCACUCGAUAGAACCAACCUUACCUCACAACCCAAGCAACAACUUCUCAAAGAGACCAACUUGCCCAGAAAAUCCUGUGCCACACCUUCUCAAGAAAUGCAUUAAUCUCUUGCAGUUAUGUGCCUCCUCCAUAUUCAGACUCAAGCAAAUCCAUGCCUUCUCGAUCAGACAUGGCGUCCCACUAUCCAACCCAGACAUGGGCAAGCACCUCAUAUUCACCAUUGUGUCCCUCUCAUCUCCCAUGUCUUAUGCCCAGCAUAUAUUUUCGAAACUCCAGGGUCCCAACAUUUUCACACGGAAUACCAUGAUUAAAGGCUAUGCUGAGAGUGCAAACCCAAGACCAGCGGUUGAACUGUACUAUCAAAUGCAUAUGUCCUCGAUGGAACCUGACACACACACAUACCCUUUUCUUCUGAAGGCUGUAGCUAAGUUGACUGCUGUUAGAGAGGGAGAAAAGAUACAUUCCAUUGCUAUAAAAAAUGGGUUUGAGUCAUUGGUUUUUGUUCAGAACUCAUUGGUUCAUAUGUACGCUGCUUGCGGGCACGCCGAGUGUGCACACAGGAUGUUUGAGUUAACGCCUGAAAAAGAUCUUGUGGCUUGGAAUUCUGUCAUUAAUGGGUAUGCUCUUAAUGGGAUGCCCAAUGAGGCUCUGACCCUUUUCAGGGAAAUGGGUUUGGAGGGUGUUCAGCCAGAUGGAUUCACUAUGGUAAGUUUAUUGUCUGCUUGUGCUGAGCUUGGAGCUUUGGCAUUGGGGAGGAGGGCCCACGUGUAUAUGUUUAAAGUUGGUUUGAGUGCCAACUUGCAUGCUAAUAAUUCCCUCUUGGACCUCUAUGCAAAGUGUGGGAGUAUUAGAGAUGCGCAAAAAAUAUUUGAUGAGAUGAAGGAAAGGAAUGUGGUUUCUUGGACUUCUUUGAUAGUUGGGUUGGCUGUUAAUGGGUUUGGUAAGGAAGCACUUGAGCUUUUCAAGGAUUUGGAAAGAGAGGGGUUUGUGCCAACUGUAGUAACUUUUGUUGGGGUCCUUUAUGCUUGUAGUCAUUGUGGAAUGGUGGAUGAGGGGUUUAAUUAUUUUGAGAGGAUGAAAAAGGAAUAUGGCCUUGUGCCUAGGAUAGAACACUACGGCUGCAUGGUUGAUUUGUUGGGUAGGUCAGGCAAGGUGAAAGAAGCAUAUGAAUAUAUUCAAAACAUGCCAUUGCAGCCCAAUGCCGUUAUUUGGAGGACCUUGUUGGGAGCAUGCACGAUUCAUGGACAUUUGGCUCUUGGGGAGGUUGCAAGAGCCCAGCUCCUAGAAUUAGAGCCUGGGCAUAGUGGGGAUUAUGUACUCCUCUCAAAUCUUUAUGCAGCAGAGUGUCAUUGGUCAGAUGUGCAACAGUUGAGGAGGACAAUGCUUACAGAAGGGGUGAGGAAAACUCCUGGAUAUAGCCUUGUUGAGUUAGGAAAUAAGGUUUAUGAAUUUACGAUGGGUGAUAGAUCUCAACCUCAAAGUGAGGAUAUAUACGCAAUGCUAGCUGAGAUCACAAAGUUGUUGAAAUUGGAAGGUUAUGUGCCUCACACAGCAAAUGUGCUUGCAGACAUAGAGGAGGAGGAAAAGGAAAAUGCUUUGUCGUAUCAUAGCGAGAAAAUUGCAAUAGCUUUUAUGCUCAUCAAUACAGCACCGGGGACCCUAAUUAGAGUUGUAAAGAAUUUAAGAGCUUGUGCAGAUUGCCAUUUGGCUAUCAAACUCAUAUCCAAGGUUUUCAAGCGAGAGAUUGUUGUGAGGGACCGUAGUCGGUUUCACCAUUUCAGAAAUGGUUCUUGUUCUUGUCAGGAUUAUUGGUAACUAUUGGUCAAUUCAUGUGAAAGAUCGGGUGAAGCUGGUACAGCAA
Molecule: messenger RNA, 2252 nt
Organism: Juglans regia (Persian walnut)
Lineage: Eukaryota; Viridiplantae; Streptophyta; Magnoliopsida; Fagales; Juglandaceae
Product: pentatricopeptide repeat-containing protein At4g21065
Exons: 1
Coding region: 359-2206 (615 amino acids)
Biological process (GO): RNA modification
Molecular function (GO): RNA binding; protein binding; zinc ion binding
Source: RefSeq, a predicted model, not a curated record